AUGUCGCCAUUAUCAGUGAGACCAAAAUGCCAUAUCCAUGGGCCCUGUAGUAGUGGAACUUUCCUAGAUGUAGAAUUUGACGAUGCUCUCUGUUUUGCUAGUGAUUUUUGGCCACCAUCUGCCCUAGCAUGGAUCAAUAGAUGUCAAUCGUGGCCAAGUCCUCACAUAGUUGAUGAUAUUGUCAGGAAUGGGUGUCACUUUGCAGCAAUAGGGCACAAGCUAGGAAAUCAUGAGGAAAAUGAAUGGAGAAUUUUGUUCUCUCUUGCAGAGCAAAAGCUUGUAUACACAAUGAACCACAUUCAGUUUCUUACGUAUGGUUUACUCAAGCUAAUUCUAAAAGAAGUCAUCAAGGAAAGGAUAGAAGAAAGUUUACUUUGCUCUUAUCACAUGAAAACAGCUGUAUUUUGGGCUCUUCAGCAAAAUUCAAUACCUCAUUGGUAUCCACAGAAUUUUUUGGAAUGUUUCUGGGUCUGCUUUAAACUCCUUCUUAAAUGGGUGUAUGAAGGCGUAUGCCCUAACUUUUUCAUCCCAGAAAACAACAUGUUUUUAACAAACAUAUUCGGUGAAUCUCAGAGGAAGUUAUUCCUGGAGUUACACGGACUGUAUGAGAAAGGUAUAGCAUUACUACUACACAGUCAAUCCAUCAGAUCAAUAAUUAUAAUUGGUCUCUGUAAUCCUGGACUAUGCAUGUAUAAUUCUGAGGACGAUGAAGAAAUUGUGUUCAAUUUGAAUCUAUUUAUAGAACUAAGAUCAAAUAAUCCUAUGUUUAUACCAACUCUGAACAGCUGGUUUGAGUUCCCAAAAAUAAUGGAAACUUUGAUGAAUGAAGAACCUACAAACUAUCAAGUUCUGGGGCAAUGUGACGAGCAUCUUGCAGAAGUAGCCUUAAAUGAUUUACAGAUCUAUGUUAAGCACGGACCAAUUCAUCCAUUUCUAAAGAUAUAUGUUGGCAGAUCUGAGGAAUUUGUCAGCAGCUCAAGGGAGACCUUCCCAAAAACAGCCCUGUAUUCAUAUCUACAAUCACUUAGACAGUAUCCCCUCAACGAGCUAGAAAACGUUACGCUGAGAAAAAUACAUGAUAUUUUGUGA
Molecule: messenger RNA, 1089 nt
Organism: Saccostrea cuccullata (small rock oyster)
Lineage: Eukaryota; Metazoa; Mollusca; Bivalvia; Ostreida; Ostreidae
Exons: 2
Coding region: 1-1089 (362 amino acids)
Source: RefSeq, a predicted model, not a curated record